AUGCCAAGUUCCCUUCAUCUUGCAGAAUAUGCGAUACAGGCCUUGAUAGCCCAGGUGCUUGGCGACAGCAUGCGAGGAGUGAAUUACACAGUGCCUGGAAGCACUAUAUUGCCCUUACAGUCAAGGGCAAAGACCAUCAGCCCAGAUCAUGAUUCCCUUUCUGAAGAUGACUCAGAUGAAACAGACGAAGAGCAUCCUUGGUCGUUGGAGUUUGAUCCUGAGCAAUGCCUUUUCUGUGGUGAAGCAAGGACAUCAUUUGAUGACAAUAUUUUCCACAUGUCAAAGGCGCAUAGCUUCAUCAUACCAUAUCAAGAUCACCUGGACACCGACAUCACAUCCCUUCUCAGAUACCUAUACCUUGAAAUUUUCGAGUACCACAGGUGCAUAUUGUGCUCUACUCGUCGAAGAACGAUUGAAGGUAUCCAACACCACAUGAUGGCGAAGGGCCAUUGCAGAUUCGACAUUACUUCGCACACUUCUGGUUUUUAUAAUUUCCGCGAGGCACACAAUAAAACAAAAGUUGCAGGUAUUAGCCCAUUACUGCGGCCAUCUCCAGUUAGAAUUCGCGGCUAUCGCACUCGAGCGUUUGAUAAAUAUCGUCAAUCGCUGGGGCGCAGAGAUUCUCCUCCUCUGUCGCUGCCCAAGGCAACAAACGAACAAGCGGGUACUGAAACUGAAGACGAUAAACCAACCUCGGCUUCCCGUACCCAGUUAUUACAACUCAGUCGAGGCGAUCGGGAAGGUUUAGCGCAUCUGUCCAAUCCUGAGCUACGAUCAUUGCUUGCUAUCCGAGCGAAGCAUAUUGGCCAAUUGAGUCGAAAAGAGACAAAUGCCAAAUUGAAGCUUGAGAAGGCCGGAAACAUAACUUUGACUGCCCAUUUUAGGGCAGAUACCUCUAAGAGAUUCAGGGGUCCUUGGGGGUAG
Messenger RNA from Trichophyton verrucosum HKI 0517, 924 nucleotides. RefSeq lists its product as uncharacterized. NCBI's taxonomy places the organism in Eukaryota, Fungi, Ascomycota, Eurotiomycetes, Onygenales, Arthrodermataceae. The coding region runs from base 1 to 924 and encodes 307 amino acids. The transcript is spliced from 2 exons. Gene Ontology annotation, cellular component: preribosome, large subunit precursor. The record is from RefSeq and is a predicted model, not a curated record. Gene Ontology annotation, biological process: ribosomal large subunit biogenesis.